AUGGCAGAGCCUAGCAAAAAAUUAAAGAAUCCAACGCUGAAUUCCCCUUUAUUUUCAAUAAUCCCAUCUCCCACAAGCAAACUCCUAAGCCCAAAAACUCUAACAAAACUGAUAAAGCCCCUUCAUCGUCGUACCCAAUCAGACUUCAUUAAUCCUUAUCUAGAUCGUCGAGAUCUAAAGAGUUUAAAGGCUUCCAACAAAUUAUUAACACGGCAAAACAGCCCUCAAGAGACAAAAAACACACCGCAAGUCCCCAAAAAAUCCAGGCUAACCUCUACAGUAAAACCAAAAGCUCAAAUAAAAACCAACAAAAUCGUUAAGACUUCUAAACCAGCGAAUAAGCCUGCUACCAAGCUCACAGAACUUCAGGGAGAGCCUGUAUUUAAAGCACCUAAAUUAUAUGCCAACCAAUUUUUUACUGAUGUCUACGACAUUGAUGGAAAUCAUGACAGAAUUUUUGAUAUUGAGGACUCAAUAGAGAUUUAUCACGAAGUUGGAGGAGAUAAAAGAACCUCUGACUCCCCCCCUUUAAAUUGGAAACAAAAAAUUUUGCUUCAAUUUAAAGGAGGGUUUAUUUUUUUUUUAAAAAAAAAAUUUUCCAAAACUUAUCGAAUUAGAUUAAUAAAUUUGUUUAUAAAAUGCUAUUUACUCUUUAUCCUUUAAAACAAAGCAAGAUAUAACUAAAUUUUCAUUAUUAGUUAAUACGUCACUAUUAAUUGGUAUAAAAAUUAUUUACACAAAAAUUAUUAUGUUUAUUGAUAAAAAAAAUUAAAAAAUAAAAAUUUUAAAAAAUUUAUCGAUCAAAGUGAUAAUUUUGUUUGAAUAAGAUGCUAUUUAUACUCUAUUCUUUAAAAUAAAGCAAGAAAUAAGUAAAUUUUGAAAAUUUUAUAAAGAAUUCGCAUUGAAUUUAUAUCAAAACUAUUUAAAUAAAAAAUAUAAUUUUUAUAUCAAAAAAUAAAAAUUUUUUGAAAAAUUUUUAAAAACAUAAAUUGUUUUUUUUUAAAAUUUAGCAAUUAAGGAUAAUAAAUCUAUUUAAAUAAUAUGCUCUUUGCACUCUCUUCUUCAAACAAGAGCAAGAUAUAACUAAAUUUUUAAUUUUAGUUAAGAAGAAACAUUUAACUUAUAUCAAAACUUUUUACAUAAAAAUUUUUAUUAUAAAAUUAAAUUUUGUUCCAAUUUAAAGGGGGGUUAAUUUACCAAAAAAGUGGAAAUUUUACCUAUAUUUUGUUCCAAUUUAAAGGGGGGGAGUGAGCCUUGCGUGAUCUUUAAUAUUUCAACUCUUGAAAAAGCCAAGCAGUUGCCUAAAGUCCCAUUCAGGGCACCUGAAAAUAGCUAUGCAGAGGAAUCUAGAGAAAUGCCUGAAAAAUUGCCAAAUAGGGGUUCCAUUGGAGACCAACUGAGGUUCAAACUUGAUAAAAUGCUAAAAGACCAGGAUCAAGACUCUCAGAGUGAGGAAACCACAAGUGUAAGUGGAGGCAAAUCAAGGGUGUAA
Blepharisma stoltei is the source of this 1492-nucleotide messenger RNA. NCBI's taxonomy places the organism in Eukaryota, Ciliophora, Heterotrichea, Heterotrichida, Blepharismidae. The record is from the annotation of a GenBank genome assembly.